This is a messenger RNA of Hipposideros armiger (great roundleaf bat), 1052 nucleotides long. It is a transcript of the gene POLR2I, whose product is annotated as RNA polymerase II subunit I. The record is from RefSeq and is a predicted model, not a curated record. Gene Ontology annotation, cellular component: RNA polymerase II, core complex. Lineage: Eukaryota; Metazoa; Chordata; Mammalia; Chiroptera; Hipposideridae. Bases 258 to 1007 code for a protein of 249 amino acids. Gene Ontology annotation, molecular function: nucleic acid binding; zinc ion binding; DNA-directed RNA polymerase activity. The transcript has 6 exons. Gene Ontology annotation, biological process: transcription-coupled nucleotide-excision repair; DNA-templated transcription; transcription initiation at RNA polymerase II promoter.
GGGAUAUCAGUCCCACCCCCUGCUCUCGGCCUGGCCAAUCCGUGCUCUCCCGCAAGGAUGAUUCUCCAAUCGCCGUCGCCUCCUUACUGCCAGGAUGCUCUCCUUAUUCUUAAGGUAGAUCCAGCCAAUCCUGAGAGGCCUGCCAUCGUGUAUAUUUCUUCCAAUAGCAGCCCGGGAAACGGCCCGGGUGGGCGAAGACUGAAGCCGAGAGGAAAGACUGGCAGGAGUUUUACCAGCCGCGGCGAGUAAGCUCGCGCAUGCGCACUGUCCUUCGGCCAGUAAAGAGCGAUGGCCUCUUCAUUUAUGCUCAGCGCUUUGCGGGUUACAAGACGCGUGGUAUUCCCGGCUCUCGUACCAUACUAUUCUAUAAACUAGGGAAGCAAGACCUACAGGUUGGAAGCAGAAGAUUGGAUAGCAAAAGACUGAAGCCAGUAAUUAAUCAAAUCAGCGCGGAGAGCCGAGUACAAAGCCGCCAGCGGCCAGUACGUGUGCGCAGCUCCGCCCCUCUUUGGGCGAAGCAACUAGAUCUGACCCUGCUCGCGACCUGUCGCGCGGCGGAGCAAGUGCGGAAGGCUUGGCGGCAGACAGUACGACGCUAUGGAACCGGACGGUACCUACGAGCCGGGCUUCGUGGGUAUUCGAUUCUGCCAGGAAUGGAGGACAAGGAGAACCGCAUUCUGCUCUACGCGCCCCAUCGGGGAUCCCUCCGUGAUCCCCUUUCCACCACACUCGCCCUCCCGCAGUGCCGGAAUUGUGAUUACCAGCAGGAAGCCGACAACAGCUGCAUCUACGUCAACAAAAUCACGCACGAAGUGGACGAACUGACACAGAUCAUCGCUGACGUGUCCCAGGACCCCACGUUGCCCCGGACCGAGGACCAUCCGUGCCAAAAGUGCGGACACAAGGAGGCGGUGUUUUUCCAGUCGCACAGUGCCCGUGCGGAGGAUGCCAUGCGCUUGUACUACGUGUGCACCGCCCCACACUGUGGCCACCGCUGGACCGAGUGAACCACCCUCCCCCACAUGUAAUAAAUGCUCUGUUCUGUGCAUGCA